AUGUCACUGCUAUCGGUGAAAAGUUUAUCGGGUACAUUACCGGUUAUUUUUAUCGAAGCUCGCCUUCAGGGACCACCAGAAAUUAUCCUUUCACAGCUUGGUAUCUCAUUCCGUGCUGAUCGCUGCAGCAUUGCCGUGCUUAGUAAGAUUUUGAAAGUUGCGGUAAAACUGAGUAUUUACUGA
Messenger RNA from Gongylonema pulchrum, 183 nucleotides. The record is from the annotation of a GenBank genome assembly. Lineage: Eukaryota; Metazoa; Nematoda; Chromadorea; Rhabditida; Gongylonematidae.